Molecule: messenger RNA, 1002 nt
Organism: Penicillium pulvis
Lineage: Eukaryota; Fungi; Ascomycota; Eurotiomycetes; Eurotiales; Aspergillaceae
Product: zinc-binding alcohol dehydrogenase family protein
Exons: 1
Coding region: 1-1002 (333 amino acids)
Molecular function (GO): oxidoreductase activity
Source: RefSeq, a predicted model, not a curated record
AUGUCUUUUGAUACAAUGCGCGCUAUCGUGAUGCACGAAAUUGGUGGUCCUGGGGUGUUGAAGCUCCAGACAGUGCCCAAACCAACGCCCACAGCGGGCCAGGUCCGGAUACAGGUCAAGUCAUUUGGGCUUAAUCGUUCGGAAGUGUUCACGCGUCAAGGUCAUUCACCCGGUGUAACAUUUCCGCGUGUUCUGGGCAUCGAAGCCGCUGGACUUGUCGAUGAUGCAGACCCGGAAUCAGGCUUCAAAGUUGGUGAAGUCGUUGUGACUGCAAUGGGUGGCAUGGGCCGUGUCUUCGAUGGCGGAUACGCCGAAUACACUGUAGUGCCGGCCACCCAAGUGCGACGCGUUAACGCCACCGCUGCCUUCGGCCCCGAUCAGCCCGUGCCUUGGGACAUCUUGGGUGCUCUUCCCGAACUUAUGCAAACGGCUUGGGGCUCGCUGUUCACCAGUCUCGAUCUCGUUCCCAGUGAUCGAUUGCUGAUCCGUGGUGGAACUACAAGUGUGGGGCUGGCGGCUGCGGCACUUGCUCGAUCGCACGGGGCCUCCGUCACCGCGACAACGCGGAACCCAGCACGUGUAGAGUUCUUACGUGGUCUCGGUAUUGACAAUGUCAUUAUGGAUGACGGCUCAAUAUCGUCAGAAGUUCAAAAACGUGCUCCUUUCAGCAAGAUUCUCGAGCUGGUUGGGGUCACCACACUAGAAGAUUCUCUCCGAUGUGUGGCGCCUGGUGGUACUGUUUGUAUGACAGGUAUAGCUGGGAAUAAAUGGACCUUUGAACAGUUCACGCCCAUGGCGUCCAUACCGACCUCUGUUAAGUUGACUACCUAUGCGAGCACCACGGACGCCGUUCUGAAAACACCAAUUGAGGAGAUCGCUCGAGAUCUGGCGACAAGCAAGAUAGAGUUGCCUAUCAAGACUUUUCCGAUGGAUCAGAUUGUAAAGGCCCAUCGAUUGAUGGAGGAAGAGGGGGCAUUGGCCAAGAUCGUGAUGAUUGUUUGA